Messenger RNA from Acanthoscelides obtectus, 594 nucleotides. The record is from the annotation of a GenBank genome assembly. Lineage: Eukaryota; Metazoa; Arthropoda; Insecta; Coleoptera; Chrysomelidae.
AUGUACCCGGAGAAAAAUGAAGCGAAAUCUAAUGAUGAUGAUAGGGGCAAUAAUGCCUCUAUUAUUCCCGAGUCUCCAGAAAAUGCAGAUACGGUCAAUAUACAACAGACAACUGAAGCCAACGGAGAACAAGGUGUGGCUCCUGAUAACCGAGCACAGUUAAAAAAGAAGGAAUUUGUUUCACCAAAGCAAUUACCAACAAAAAAUAAAAAAAAGUUUACAAAUGAUUCUGAUGAAAGAGCGGAAAUGACAUUUCAAUAUCUUCAGACGAAAAUGCAAGAAGGGAGAAAAGAAAUUGACGAAUGCAUUGCUUUUGGAAAUUUAAUUGCUGCUAAGCUCAAAAACAUGGAUCUCAUCACUCGACAACAUGCGAUGAACGAUAUAAAUAAUAUAAUGUUUAGAGCAUCAAUUCGCCCUCAUUUUAUGCUUCAAUCAGAAUCAUUUUCCCCUCUCGCUUCUUCAUCAUCAUCCCCCUCCCCUACAUUUCUUGUAGAAUCACCUCAAUCUUCACCAUCAUUGCCCCUUCCUCCUCAAUGUUUACAACCACUGAUUAUUACAUCCCAAUCUGAUAGCACACUCACAACUUUCGGAUGA